UGAUUGUUGAAAAUUAUUCGUACUAAUAUAGAAUGAUUAAAUUCUUUGUAAUUAUUUUUUUACACGGAUAAAGGUAUAUUUUAGAGAGUCAUGUAUUAUAUGAAAAGUAACAAAGUUGAGAAACAAUAUUUCAAUUUUAAAACGUAAACUCGUGCAGUUGUUACAUCGCACGGUAAAAGGAUUCUGAUUUUUGGUAAUGCUAAAAGAAUCAAAGGAAAGGCUUUAGUAACAUGAAACCGCCUUCUGAUACUUUUAUUUGUCCCAGAAGAAGUAUCUCCUUUUGCCCACGUAACCUGGAAAGUAAAACACAAAUCAAAACCAUUUACCCUCAACAGUUUAAAAUUUACAAUGUGUGCAGUCCAUGUGUUUUGCAACCCAAGGAAGCAAAGUUGCUUCAAAAAUUAUUAAAAUCGAGAGCUGUUUACGAUGACACGAGGCAUCAAGUUUGUGAAAGUCUAACUAGUAUUGAUGGUAAAUGUGGGAAGAGUCUGUCACCAUGUGAAGCUCAAAAAAUUAAAGCUAUCGUCCAGUUCAUUAACACUGUCGACAAAGGCGCCGCUCUGCUCCCCGUGAAGGACCGUAAACAAACUACUUGUUGCAAUGAAAAAUCAUCAUGCACACGGCCGUGCUCUCGAGAAAGGUCCGUUCAGGCUCAGGAGCCAUGCGCGGAGGUCACUCCAGAAAAGCCUCGGAAGCAGACGAAUGUAUUCAUAAAGCGAGUGGUCAAGAAAUGUUGUAAUCGUACUACGUGCGUUCAAGUUGAAGCAAUAGAAAGUGUUGACGAUGAUAGUCGUAGUGCUAAAGGUAAAAGUUCCUGUGAUACUGUAAUGAAAUGUUUCCCCCUUGAAAAAAACCUAUUAAAUAGUUUGCCCAAAGAAUGUCGCAAAGUUGUGAAAAGCUGUACGAAGCUAGAUUGUUCGAAAGGUAAUGAUAUAAAAAUGCCGUGCAUUGCAAGAUGUUGUAUCAAGAAAAAAAUUUGUGAUGAUAAACCCCUCGUUCAAGUCAAGAGUAGCAAGAAUAUUGGAUGUCAAAAGGAGACCACCUGCAGAAAGGCUUCACAAGCUAAAAUUUCUUUGUUUAAAAAGGGAACACGUACCGAUCCUUAUCCAAAAGGAGGUUGUUGCGCUAAAGUCAAAGCUAAACUAAAACCGAAGCCCUGCAUCAGUGCCCGGUCUUUGAAUUCAAUUAUUAAAAGUAGAGAAAAAUUAUGCGGGAAACAAUGUCCGAAAAAGAUAAUUUUAAAGAAAUGCGACGUAUGCAAAUGUAAUAAAAAAACUCAAACUAAAAAAGUGGCAAAGAAAGAUGUGAAACAAAACGCAAAAGGAAAAAGUGCUAAGAAAAAUGCGAGUUGUAUAAAAUUGAACGUUGAAGAUAAGAAGAAGGAUAAUACAACAGCUAUUGUGUGUGUUAAGAUGUUUAAAGAUGAAAGGCAACCAAAUUGUAUUCGCACAAAAAGCGAAACUUUUAGAUUCGGUACGUAUGUUGAUAAAUCUCGCCCACCGUGUCCUGUAGCUGUUUACAAAUGCAGAAAAAAUAAUACCAAACCGAAAUGUCGCUCGCAAUCUUGCAACACACUUGAUUUUAAUCAAUACAUGUGUGUACCCGCAAAAGUAAAGAAACCCAAAAAGUCAAAGUGUCCUGGAGAAAAAAGUGGAACUUGUCCCGCCAAACAGAAACAGGAGUGCCCCGCGAAACAGAAACCUGAGUGUCCACCAAAAGAAAAACCUGAUAAGAAAUGUUGUACAGCUAAAAAACACGAACCUUGUCCAGCAAAACCACCAAAAUGCCAAGUCGUUCGGAUCGGUUCUAAUUUCAGUUUCCACAUAGAAUUUUAUAAAAACAGAACAAAAGAACGACGGCCUGCGAAAGGCGAUAAGAAAGGUUGCAAGAACAAAGGGUCCUCCACUAAAUGUGAGCCGCCUGCAUGUAAAACAAAUAAGGUGAAAACUGUAGCCACUGCAACUAAGCCGAUGUGUUGUUCAGUAUGUUACUGUAUAAAAAAAUUUCCCCAGAAGAGUAAGCCUAAGCCGGUGAAACCUGCCGCGCCAAGUUUUAAGCCGGCGUCUUGCUCAGUUUGUUAUUGUAUAAAACCAAAUCCUGGCAAGCGUAAGCCUAAAUCAAGCUGCUUGAAUCCCAAACCAACGUGCUGCUCAGUAAGUUAUAGUGUUAAAGCGAAUCCUCGAAGGUGGAGAUCCAAACCUGCCUGCCCCAAUUACGAAAAAAGUUCAACUGUAUGUCUUAAUUAUUCUGAUAAUUGUCUGAAAGCGUUUUCUCAAGAGAAUAUUGUAAAUAAUUGUUGUUAUGAAAAAAACAUUAAAUAUCAAUGCAGAGUUUUACAGGCAUAUACACUUAAAAAUAUAUUCAAAAGAAAUAAACAUAAUCAAAUAGCUAAAGACUUCGUUAGGAAAUACAUCGACAAGGAUAUUGAGCCAGUGUUGCUACAAAAAAAUAGUCGUGUUGACACUAGCUGUUCAGUUUGCUCACCAAAGCCAAAGACAUUUUUUCGGAAGGUGUGCUGGCCGUUUUUUCAAAUAGUGGAGCCUCUUAACUUACCCAUAGUUAACAGGCUUUGUCAGUUUUGUCUGCAGCUUUACUUCUGCUUUACAAUACAGAUGUAUAGCCUUGCUAGUAAAUUUUGCCAAAUACAACAAUGCCUCGACUCUGAUCUAAAAGUUACAAUAAAACAAACGAAAAACGUUAUUUUUGAAACAGCUUUAAAUAUUUUAGACAUUUUCAUUUUGACCUUUAUUAAUUAUUAAUUCAAAUAUCUGUCUUAUGUGAUUCACGAAAUCUCCAAGUUUACUCUUUAUUACCUAUCGUAAAAGUAUCUCGCGAUAUUGUCAAUUAAAUAUCACAAUUUAGUGUAGGUUUAUAUUUCGUAUUAAAAUUGUUUCUUAAUUAUAAUUCUGGUAAUCA
Molecule: messenger RNA, 2916 nt
Organism: Papilio polytes (common Mormon)
Lineage: Eukaryota; Metazoa; Arthropoda; Insecta; Lepidoptera; Papilionidae
Exons: 2
Coding region: 231-2759 (842 amino acids)
Source: RefSeq, a predicted model, not a curated record